Limulus polyphemus (Atlantic horseshoe crab) is the source of this 554-nucleotide messenger RNA. Its product is annotated as dual oxidase-like. NCBI's taxonomy places the organism in Eukaryota, Metazoa, Arthropoda, Merostomata, Xiphosura, Limulidae. The record is from RefSeq and is a predicted model, not a curated record. Gene Ontology annotation, molecular function: peroxidase activity; heme binding. The annotation marks the transcript as partial. Gene Ontology annotation, biological process: response to oxidative stress. The transcript is spliced from 4 exons.
AACUCUGAACAUCGUCUUGUUUUCAAGGUGUUCACUACCUCAUUAUGGAAGUGUUGUUAAAGCUGUUAAUAGUGUGGUGGUUGACAGAACAUUUGAUGGUUGCUACUGAAAAAGAGUUCGACGAUCGGCGAUUGGCCCAUACCGAGAAGCAGCGUUACGACGGAUGGUACAACAACCUAGCCCACCCAGAAUGGGGUUCAAUAGAGAGCCAAUUGGUCAGAAAAGCACCACCAUCCUACGCCGACGGAGUCUACAUGCUAGCUGGACAGGACAGACCCAGCCCCAGGGCGGUCAGUCAGGCUUUGCUGAGGGGUGAGGAUGGAAAUCCUUCCUAUCGUAAUCUCACCGCACUGUUUACAUUUUUCGGUCAAGUUGUUUCUUCGGAGAUUCUGAUGGCUAGCGAACCAGGCUGUCCGAUCGAGUUUCACAAGAUUGAGAUAGCCAAGUGUGAUGAGAUGUACGACAAAGAAUGCAAAGGAGGAAAAUACAUGCCCUUCCACAGGGCUCUGUACGACUCUAAAACCGGCCAGUCUCCGAAUAAUCCGAGAGAGCAG